AUGUUUGCUUUGCCGUAUAUUUUUGGUGUCAUUAGCAGAUUACGAAAUACAUUACUACAUACUUCAGCUGUGAACUGUGUUGUAAAAAAAUCAUCAGGUAGACCUCCUAACAUUUUGAUUUACACCGGAAAAGAUGACCAAUUAAAUGAAAAGUUCCAAAAGACUAAAGAAUUGCUCAAACAAUGUUUGCAUCAAGAUAAAUACGUGAUUUACCAACUUAAACAUGAUUCAGUUCUACAAGAACCUUGGACAAAAAAUACUGAACUAUUGAUACUGGCAUCUGAUCACAUCCUAGACAAGCCUCGUGAAGAUGUGUUUGAUAAUUACGUCAAAGAUGGUGGAAAAUUGCUAGGUUUUUCAAACUUUUAUACAUUAAAUGAUGCUCUUAGCUUAUGUGAUGUUAGUAGUAGCAUAAAAGAAGUACAAUUGUCUGAGAAAUUGAGACAUGGACCAUGUUUACACGUGCCUGGGAUUGAUACAAUCUAUAAAGGUAUAGCUAUGUAUAAAUUAUAACAUCGAAGUGACUACAUGACCGGUGUCCCAGUUGAUUUGGACCCCCGUAGAUUUGGACCCCCGGGGGUCCAAAUCUACUAGUAUAUAUGGACCCCCGUUGGCGGGUUUGGACCCCCCUUCAAAAGUUAAAUAUAUAAUAAUAAUGGUAUAAUAAUGGUAUUUUAAUAACACAUCAUCGCAUGAAAAUGAAUUACAAUGUGUUUUACAAUUGAUUUGAAUGGGAAUUACAAUACUAAAAGUAACUAUAUUACAAUAUAUCAUUAGAUUAUUAAAUAAGAACUUAUAACUAAGAACAAUUAUUUGUUUAAAACACUAAUCAUGCUAGGGAAAAAACUAUUACCAAAUCUAUCAGUUCUACAUUUAAAAGAAGCGAAUUGUUUAAAAUUCCUUAAAUUAUACACAUGUUCGUUCUCACUGGUGAGAGUUAGAAGGGAAGAAAGACGACUGCCCAAUGCAAUAUUUUUCAUCGUCUUUUCGCAAAGUUCACCUCGACGUAUAUCCAGCCUAGGACACUGCAACAUUUCUUGCGCUUCACCGUAGGAUCGACCUGGCAGUAUAAUCCUCAGUGCACGUUUUUGAAUUUUUUCGACUUGUUCAGAUAUAACGCCAUAUUACGUAUAUAUAUGAGUUUUUAGCGUGUUUAUUUAUCCUUUUAUAGUUGUAUACAUACUUUCCAUUUGGACCUUUAUUUGUAGUAAGAUUUUUGAAUUUGGAUCUCACUGGCAAUAAAAAAAGUUUUCUAUUCACAAUAAAUGACUAUGUGUGGUUGAUAAGCAGGUCCGGGUAUCUGAAAACUAAUGAAUUUAACAUAUUUACUGUUAUUGGGGUUGUUUUUAGUAUAUAAAAGUGUUUAAAAAAGGGGGUCCAUAUCCGCUAAAGGGGGUCCAUAUCUACUAGGAGAUUUGGACCGGGGGGUCCAUAUCUACUAGGAGAUUUGGACCGGGGGGUCCAAAUCUACUGGGGGGUCCAAAUCCGCUGUGACACCGGCAGCCGGCUAUCUAGUAAACUGCCGGCUAUAUAGUGACUAUAAUUAAAGUUGAAUUUUUAUAAGAUAAACCGUUCCCAAACCCUCCUCUUAACCCUGACCCCUAACCUUUUGAGAGUUAAAAAGGCAGAGAAAAAGUUGAAAAAAUUUUAAGAAAAAAAUAUGCUAAGUCAGACGUUAAAAAUAAAACCCGACCCCGGCUCGGUUUCACUUUCCGCAUGCAAUGUCUUUGCUGUAUGCGCUAACGGCAAGCUCGGUAAAACUAGUGCAAACAAAUGUUUUUUAUAUGUAACUAUAGUCAUCAUAUUGCCGGCAGUUUACUAGAUAGCCGGCUGCCGGUCAUCUAGUCACUUUGUUAUAACAUUUUGGUCUAAUUGUAUUGUUUCGAUCUAGGUUACAUAGUUUUGGUGUAAUUCAAUUUCCAAACUUUCCAAUCAGCCACCCGAGUCCUCAGACUGGAAAAUAUGAAAAUCGUGUUUCUGAAAUUUUGAAAAUACAAAUAUAUUUGACUUUUCUUUGUUUUAGUUAAAAAAGAAGAAAAUAUUGAAGUCCUAGCUGUAAGUUUACAAGCGUCUCAACCAGUUGUUAUUAGCAUGUCACAUGGGGAUGGCACGGCAAUACUUACUACUACGCAGAUCUCUAUGGAUACACUGGAUGAUGAAUUACACAAUGAAAUAAAAGAACUGUUGAAAAUAUUGUUGAACUUUCUUGGAGUAACUUGUGGUGAUGCUAAUAAGUCAGUUCUCACCAAUGCAUACUUACUGGGAGAUGACAAGGUUAUAAUAUAACUUAGUGCUUAUUUACUUUAAUUACUUAUUUGCUUACCAUCUUUUGUUGCCAUCUUUUGUUGCUGUGCAGUGGGGCCACCCAAAAAUGGCAGAUGUGAAGACCUUAUUAACCCAUUGCGACAUACUUAUUUUUUUUACUUGUCUAACACCAGACGAUUUUACUCGUCAAUGGGGAAGCUCUGCAGCGCUUAAUGGGUUUACCAAAAAAUCUGACAAUGUCUCUAGUUAACCCAUUGAGAUGCAAUGCAUCCCAGUGGGCUCUACUUUUUUUUUACUUGUCUAAUGCCAGACGAUUUUAUUUGUCAAUGGGGAAGCUCUGCAGCUUAAUGGGUUAAGUACCUUUGUGUGAGAAACACACACAUGCAAAUAUAUUGAAAAUAUGUUCGGUCUAACAUUUCUCUAUCAUAUUCCAAAGGGCAAGGACAUCUUCUUGGGAAGUAUUCAAGAUCUUCUGACAGACAACUACUUCAAAGGAAAUAAUAUCAACAUUCUCUUCACAGAGAACAAAGACACACCCAUAUCCAAUUAUAACUUCCCCGUCAUAACCAAUGGCAAGCCAGAUCAGGCCUCAUUUAGUUUAUCUUUAUAUAAGGAACAUUUGAAAACAAAACAUUUAGGACAACUGGUCAUAUAUACUGAAGUCAUUACAUCAACACAAACAAUUCUUAAUGGGUAAGCAAAUGAUAUGUAACCUGUUUCAAAGCCAAACUGUAAAGUACAUGUUCUUGUUGAAUUAGACAUCAACAAUAUAGAUGGAUCUGUCAAUAUGACUCCAUUUGCCAUGCUUUUGGUUUUAACAGAAGUUUAAAAUUGGUGAAACAAUUACCAGAAGGUUAUGGUCUAGUUUUGGUUGCCAGGCAACAGACGGUUGGAAAAGGUUUGUUUGACCAUCCAUAUUAGGCCUGUUUACACUUGCAAUUUUUGCUGCUAUUUUCUUCCGAUGCAUGGAAACGAGUAGAUGAGUUAUAUUCUGAACCUUAGAGUUAAAUUAUAUACCCUCAUCUGAACUUCAUAACUCAUCCAGUUGUUUACAUCCAUCAGUAGAAGAAAAUCACACCUAAAAUCACAGUAAAAAUUGCAAGUGUAAACAGCCUAUAUAUAAAUACACGAACAAAAGCAGAAAAUGAUUGAUUGGUUAUUUCACUUGUAGGGCGAGGAGGUAACGCGUGGUUAUCACCAGAUGGUUGUUUAUCUUUCUCAUUUUCUUUGCAUGUUGAGCUUGAUUCAAAUCUUGGCCAACGUCUUCCCUUUGUGCAGCAUAUUGCCGCACUGGCUGUUGUUGAUGCUGUUAGAGGCAUGAAUGGUUACGAGGUACUGAAGAUUAAACUGUUCUACAUUUGAGAGUUUCAGCAUACUACUAGACACUUCCUUCGAGCCACUUCCUUCGAGCCUUGCUCUCAUGAAUCAAGAUGAAAGGCAAUUCACUCACAAUUCUUGAGAACAAGGCUCCUGAGCCAAGAGGAAAUUUGUGAUGUCAUUUAUCAAAAGGAUGUGUUUUCAUUUGUAGGGUAUAGGUAUACUGAUAAAGUGGCCAAAUGAUAUCUACUUUGGCAAAGACACAAAGAUUGGUGGAAUUCUUGUCAACUCCGCAAUACAAGGGAGAAGUCUUCAUGCAGUAAUAGGUAUAUAUAUAUAUAAAAUAAAUUUCUUUGUCUUUGACUCAAGAAGUAAAGUGAAAAACAUGUCCUUAUAUCUGCCAGGUAUUGGAGUGAAUCUUGCCAACAGUGAACCGACGACUUGUAUAAAUGAUGUGAUUGAACAAAGAAACAUGGCAUCAAACAUGGCUCUAAGAAAACUAACCAGAGAACAACUUUUAGCCAGGAUACUAAAUGAAAUGGAAUAUCUUGUCAAAGAUUUUCAACAAUCUGGACCAAAAUGCUUUCUUGAGAAAUAUUAUUUAAGGUGGCUACACAGGUAGGAAAUGUUACUUAAUAAUUAAUUGAGGUAAUUGGGUUUUUUUAAAGUUUUUAAGUUGUUUGUUUUUGUAGACUAUACAUGCUGCAGGUAGCCAACCAGCUUUUGUUAGUUCAACGUACACUUCCACAAUUUAAUUGUAUUAUUAGCAAAACAAAAGUUCAGUUUAACCAUUGUUUUGAACAUAUCUAGUGAGGCAAAGGUGAAUCUUGGAAAUGAGAAUGGUGAAAUGGUUACUAUAACAGGACUGGAUGAUAUGGGUUUCUUGUCUGUUGUAAAUGGCUUAAAUGAAGUACAAUCUGUUCGACCUGACGGCAACAGUUUUGACAUGAUGAGAAAUUUGAUCACAAUAAAGACAAGAAAAUGA
This is a messenger RNA of Paramuricea clavata, 4567 nucleotides long. The record is from the annotation of a GenBank genome assembly. NCBI's taxonomy places the organism in Eukaryota, Metazoa, Cnidaria, Anthozoa, Malacalcyonacea, Plexauridae.